Laccaria bicolor S238N-H82 is the source of this 543-nucleotide messenger RNA. RefSeq lists its product as uncharacterized. The coding region runs from base 1 to 498 and encodes 165 amino acids. The transcript is spliced from 3 exons. Lineage: Eukaryota; Fungi; Basidiomycota; Agaricomycetes; Agaricales; Hydnangiaceae. The record is from RefSeq and is a predicted model, not a curated record.
AUGGCUACAACCGAAAUCGUUCUCCUCUCCCUCUCUCAGUGGACCAAGAACCAUCUCACUGCAAUCUUCCAGGCUACGACAGCCAGCGCCCUUGAGGAAGCCCUCGACGCCUUCCUGUUUAAGGACGCUACCAUCACCGUCAAUGGGCGCACUAUCUCCCGCACCGAGUUCACCAACUUGUUGAGCGGUGAGAAAUUCGACGAGACUCACGCCUCCAUCUCCUUCGCAGGGGCUGUCGAGGUCCCUGCUGAUCCCAAGAGCCCCGUCCUUGCUGGCUCUGUUGGAGUCUUUUUCACCGCCAUCGUGGACGAAGCCAUUGUUAUUCGAGAUGUUCCCGUUCAGGAGCAGACGACUGCAUCCAUCAACGUUGUAAUUGAACAAGAUGACAGUCUUCCACCCCCACCCCGUCCCCCGAUCAGGGGAUUCUCAGACCGACGAAGGGUGAAAGUGUUGAAUGAAGUGGUUCUUGUGGGGCGUGUCUCUCCUCAGGCCGUCUGAACAACAUGGAAGUUGUACCAACGUUGUAUAUUCCCGAAUUUAGAG